This is a messenger RNA of Nilaparvata lugens (brown planthopper), 2412 nucleotides long. RefSeq names its product putative protein TPRXL. The transcript is spliced from 2 exons. Lineage: Eukaryota; Metazoa; Arthropoda; Insecta; Hemiptera; Delphacidae. The record is from RefSeq and is a predicted model, not a curated record. Bases 226 to 1419 code for a protein of 397 amino acids.
UGGAUGGAUGCGAACUGCAGGGAGAUGCACAAUUAUCGGGAUAAAAAGUGAUAGAUGAGGAGGGAUUCGAACAGUGAAUGAGGAGAGGGUGAUCGCAGAAAGGCAGGCUAUAAAUGCAAGAGGAGGAUGGAGUGCAAGUCACAAGUUCCACCGGCUCAGUGAAAGUAAAGUCAACUCAAUAUUUACAUCGGCAAAGUUAUUAGCUCACCGGUCAUCAUCAUCAUCAUGGGAAGCAAAACAGUGUUGUUAGAUUUCGUGCUCCGACUUGCUCUGAUCAGCUUACUAGCGACACAACUAGUGAACGCAGCAGCUGUGAAAGAAGAGGAUGAGGAGACGUCCCCCAAGGACAAGAGAACGGCUGCCAUGCCAGCUGGGGCGGGUGGAUAUGCAUCUGGGUACCCAGCCGCUGGCUAUCCCUUCCCUGCAACCUACCCCUUGCAACAACAACAAGGACAUGCUUCACCCCUCUUCGUCCCCAACCAACACUCGUUCAACCUCCAAGACUUUGGAGGAUUAGGAGGGUUGGGAGGGUAUGGAGGUCUGGGAUAUGGAGGACUUGGUGGACUAGGAUAUGGAGGUCUCAACUUUGGAUCCUAUGGGUCACAGUUUGGUGGUUUGGGAUCAGCGUCGCAGUUUGGGGGAUUAGGAGCGUUCAAGUUGUCACCGUUCCCGUUCGCCCUGGCAAGUCCAGCUGCUGUCAACCCGGCAGCUGCAGCUGCACAUGCCUACCCUGCAGCGGCUGCACCUUCAGGUGGUCUGUCAAGCUACGCCACUGCCAUCCCAACCCCUCUCUACUCUACUGCUUCACCAACCUAUGGAUCACCAACUGCCUACUCGCAAUCGGCCUACUCCCCAUCAUCAACUUCCCAGUCACCAACAUCCUCACCUUACGCAUCUUCAGGAUCAUCCUCAUCGUUCAGCCCUUACUACAGCUCCUCAUCACCAUCUUCAUCCUCCCACUCAGGUUAUGCCACCUCGGAAUACUCAGGAUACAACAGUGGAUCAUCCUCCUCCUCUUCUUCUUACCCCUCAUCCUCACCCUACUCCAGCUACUCUUACCCCUCCUCCUCUUCCUCCAGUUCCUACCCAUCCUCCUCAUCCUACUACUCAUCACCAUCCUCAUCUUCCUCCUCCUCCUCAUUCUACCCAUCUCACGGUUACAGUUCCCCAUCAUCCUCAUCAACCUCCACAUCAUCCCAAUAUGCUUCCUCACCUUCAACCACCUAUGUUCCUUCAUCUCUGUACACUUCAAAGGCAUUUGAGGCUUCCCUCCAGGCCUAUUCGCCACAUUCAUACUCGUCGUCAGCUUCGUCUCCCUACUCGUACUACAGCUCUCCGCAGUACUCUUCCUCAAGCUAUCCCUACUCGUCAAGUUCCUCACCAUCAAGCGCCUACCACUCAAGCGCUUAUAGGCACUAAUAUGUAUUUCCUUAAUUAUUUGAAUCAACUUUUGUUAUCGAAAUAACUUUUUUCUCUAUCAUAUUCCUCCUUCUUCUACUUUCUAGAAAUCUAUUCUCUGAUCCAUGAAGUAUCGAUAGAUUGGUUAUUCCACGACUGAACUAACAUGUCUUUAAAAGACUUUCUUCAUAGAAUGGAAGUGAUGUCAAUAUUAUUUAGUAAUUUCUUUGUCUCGCAAGAUGCUUAUUCUCUUCAUUAAUUGACAUCUAUCUACUGUAAUACUUUAGGUAUCUUAAAAUCAUUCUAAUUGCUCUUCUUCUAUCACUGCUAAUACCACAAGUCUCAAUGACUACUUCUCAUACGAGAAAAAUCGCAAAAUCGUUAAUACUCCAGCAGUAGACACAGAAAUGCUGUCAAUUCAUCCAUUUUAAGGUGGAAUGAAAAAUAUGUUGUCAGUUCCACAUACUCAUGUGGAAUUGGAGAGACUGUGAUUAUAAGAAUUAGGAGAAUAUUCUUCGAAAUAAUAUUAUCUGUUAUCUUUGUCUUCAUCUUGACCUAUUUCUUCAGUACUUCGGUUGAUUACACUAAUCUUGUAAAAUAUGAUUAGCCGAACCUUUUCCUAUUUCAUGUGCUAUAAUGUAUCUUAUUUGUGUAUUCUUAAACUUGAUUCCUACUAGUAGUAUCUAAUGAAUUCCUCUUCUCUUUCUGCCAUGAUACUCACCUAUUCAUUAAUAACGUUUUUUGUAAAAGUAGCACACUUCAAAAACUUCUAUUCUUGCAUGAUUCUAUAAUUUUUAUCCACCUCCUUUCGCCAUCAUUAAUGUAAAUCAAACAUUAAAAAUAUUGAUAUCAAAAUAAUUAUAUUAUUGUUAAAGUAAUAAUAAUUAUUAUUUAUAUUAUUUGCUUCUUGUGUUGUAUAUUUAUUUUUAGUUUUGUAAAUUAUAUUAUGCAAGAGUGUUUGUUGUUCUAUUUAUGUAAUUUUGUUAAAUGUUGAAAAAAGAAUUCACUUGAUAA